Molecule: messenger RNA, 1830 nt
Organism: Exophiala oligosperma
Lineage: Eukaryota; Fungi; Ascomycota; Eurotiomycetes; Chaetothyriales; Herpotrichiellaceae
Exons: 1
Coding region: 145-1560 (471 amino acids)
Source: RefSeq, a predicted model, not a curated record
CUUCGCUCUCUCACAAUAACUAUCUCUUCUUCAAGCAUGCGCUUUUUUGGUUCUCAGAUCCUCCACAUAAUGUCCCGGUAACCUCAUAGUGCCUCUAUUCAUCAGUGUCGCCAUUGUCACAAUGCUGCGACUGCAUCCCUCAACAUGCCUCGCGCACGCCAGAUCGUAUUCCGCAUCUUCUACAGCACCUCUUUCACCGUCGUCUUCCUCCUGCUGACCGUCGUGAUAUGCGUCACCCCGGCCGACGCCCUCUAUGAGUCCUACAAGCGCAACCGCCUGCUCGACAUCUUUUUGAUGGCAGGCGAUUAUGUCGUGACUGCGCUGAUCGCAUCGCUCAUCUACGCAUCGCGGAUAUACACGAAUCGCUCGAUUCUCAAGGAUAUCCCCAAGACGUUCAUGCCUAUCGAAAAGGAGGAUCUACCUGGCCGGCGUGUGCACAAGCUGAUUCAAAAUUGUCUCGAACGCAGCGCCGUCAUAGCAUACCACGCCCGACCGAGGAGUACGUGGCUUCAACAUGACGUUCAUGCGCUCGGCCCCGUGACGAGGACAGGCUCUCUCGGGCUUGCCAGCACGGAUGAAACUCCAGAGCCGACAUGGGGCAAGAUUGAACAUCCAGGAUGGUGCUCACCCGCUGCGACCGAACACCCUGGACUCGAGUACGCGACCGUCAUCGACGAGUUGAUUGACCUGAUCGAGGCGAAGGCUGUGAGUCUGGCGCCUGUUGAUCCUUCGGCCGAGACGGGACCCGACGGUAUGCCACUGCCGGAUCCGAGGGUCAUUGCCGAACUCACGCGUCUCGAGACGAUGGGUAUGCGCCAGUACCUGCGGCACCUGAUCGAAAUCGGCGUCGUACCCGACACCAGUUUGACCGUUGCUUUUCUAGCCACGUACGAACGAGCGAGGUUCUCGUCACGACCGCUUUCGGACGACGAUUUUCAAAGCCUGAUGCGCAUGUUUGCCGAGUUAUUGCGCAAUAUGGCUCCGGUAGAGUUGGACAUGCUCGAUAUUGAUUCUGUAUAUUCAGCAUCUGUGGCCGCAUCAGAGUUCGAAGCUGCGAGUCUGAUCCACCAUCACCCCCAGAGAGACCACGACCCGCGUCGUCGCCUGUCAGACUCCACAGCUCCCUCUGCGGCGUCGACAUUCUCAGAGUACGGUUCUGUCCGACGCCACCCACAUCCACCGCGUCGCGUCUCCGAAGAUUCCGCACCCUCGUUGUCCUCUCUGGAUCGCAAGUAUCCCGACGAAGAGACCGAAGAUGACGAACAAAUGGAAGACAGUCGGUCGCUGCGCACCGCACCUACCAGGGCGACAUCCGCUCGCUCCAGACUACGCCUCGACUCGAGGUCGCGAAUGGUAUCUGCGCGUUCGAGACAGAACCUGAGCUUACGAAGCACCCGUUCUAGUGGUUCACUGCGGUCAAGAGGGUCAGACAGAUCGGGUCCGAGCCCUCGCCGCACCCGCACCCGCUCUUCGAAUGGGAGUGUCAUCCGAUUGACCCGACCUGAUGACCACUCGGAUAUGCCGUUCAUGAUACGAGUGCCAACUACUGAGACGCAAUGAUAUGUUUGGAUUGGUCUUUACAAAAGUUUGGAAUAAAAAAUAAUAAUUUAGGGCAAAAUAAUCGUUGGCCUUGGUUACGAUUGCGGGAAACCGCCUCAUGACCUCUCGGACCCUUUGGAUAUGAAUAUAUUAUAGUUGGACUUGUGUAGCGGUAUGAGUAUGGGUGUGUACUUAAAGAAUGCAAAAAUGGUAAUGUUUAGCGCCGGCCACGAAGAGAAGGGCACAUACGGCAGCAGAAGGAUAUCGAUGAGCGAGUAGUUUGAUUUUUCU